CACGACUGCCGUUUUCACUCUGGAAAAAACAGAGAGCGAGAGAGAGAGAGAGAGAUGAGCUCGUGUUCAACUCGUGCUCCUUGGUUUACUCUGAGGAGCUCUCCAUCCAAAGCCAUGGAGUUAAGGAACAGGAAAACGCGGUUCGUGACGGUGGGAAUAAGCAACAGAAGCAAGAAUCGGAAGCCGUUGCAGAAGGGGAGGAGCCUCAGCAUCGAAGCAAUACAAACGGUUCAGGCGUUGAAGCGAGCCCAGAAAGACCAACCUUCAUUGGACCAACUGUUCCACUCCAAUUUCAAGCGCCUCCUCAAGCUCGAUAUGAUUGCCGUCCUUCGCGAACUCCUCCGCCAGAACCAGUGCUUCUUGGCCCUCAAGGUUUUUGAAGAUAUUCGGAAGGAAUACUGGUAUAGGCCUCAAGUCUCACUCUAUGCUGAUAUGAUCAAAGUAUUGGGUGGCAAUGGAUUGUUUGAGCAUGUUGAACUACUUCACAGCUAUUUGAAAACAGAAGCUGGCAGUUUAGGGCCCGAAAUCGAGGGCUUUAAUGCUGUCUUGAGAGCUUUGGUGAGUUUUAACCAUACUAAACUUGCAAUGGAAUGUUACUACCUGAUGAAACAAGUUGAAUGUGAGCCAGACAAGUCAUCCUUUAAGAUACUUAUAACUGCCUUGGAAUCAAAUGGAGAAACAGGGGAUUCAGCUAUCAUAAGGCAGGAUGCUCAAAUGUAUUAUGGUGAAGAUCUAGAGUUUCUUGAGGAGGAAGAGAUGAUGGUGAGCAAAUGAUUGAACUAAUUACUCAGUUUACAUGCUUAACAAUUAUAUGAUAGAAUGAGUGGCUGUUAUCUUACCUCCAUUGAAACAAAACAAAUUGGAUGUUUUUAUAUAUAUAGAUAGAUUUUAGUACCCAUUUUGCUGAUGUUUCUAGCAAUUUUACAUGUUUGAUUUAUGGGUACCCCUGUACAGCAUCAUGUAGUCUUUCAGGUUUCAUGACAAAUGAGAGAGAUGAGAAUUUCCUUA
Messenger RNA from Alnus glutinosa, 1008 nucleotides. RefSeq names its product pentatricopeptide repeat-containing protein At1g62350-like. Bases 55 to 774 code for a protein of 239 amino acids. Gene Ontology annotation, biological process: Group II intron splicing; chloroplast organization. The record is from RefSeq and is a predicted model, not a curated record. The transcript has 2 exons. NCBI's taxonomy places the organism in Eukaryota, Viridiplantae, Streptophyta, Magnoliopsida, Fagales, Betulaceae. Gene Ontology annotation, molecular function: RNA binding; protein binding.